Pseudozyma hubeiensis SY62 is the source of this 1017-nucleotide messenger RNA. RefSeq lists its product as hypothetical. Lineage: Eukaryota; Fungi; Basidiomycota; Ustilaginomycetes; Ustilaginales; Ustilaginaceae. The transcript has a single exon. Gene Ontology annotation, molecular function: lipid binding. The record is from RefSeq and is a predicted model, not a curated record. Bases 1 to 1017 code for a protein of 338 amino acids.
AUGACAUUCGAUCUGCCCAACACCUUGCGACAGGACAGCUACCUGCCCCUGCCCUCCGAGUACGCUGCUGCGCUCGAAAAGGCCAAAGCGCAGUACGCUGAGCAGAACGACCCUUCCAAGGACUCCGAAUGGGAAGACGUUGGCGAGCGCGAGGACGUCAAGCUCUUCAAGAAGACCAACCCCGAAAACGCCUACGACGUUCCCAUCGUCAAAGGUGUCACCGUCGUCGAGAAUGCUACUCCCUCCCAGAUCCUUGCUGUGAUCCAGCAGCCCGGUAUGCGCAAGAAGUGGGACCCGCGAUUCGACAACGCCACGCAGCUCGAGCGAUACGGUCCUCAGCAGUACGCCUUCUACACCUGGAUGAAGUCCCCAUCCUACUUUGUCUGGGCGCGAGACAUUGUCGGUGUUCAGGAAAACAUCAUCAGCGACGGCGGUGAUCACAUCCAGGUGAUCCAGACCAGCGUCGAUGCCGACCAGUACAUCGACGAGGCCGGUUCGUACUCCAAAUCGCGCACCCGAGCGACGCUCGAAGUCUCCGCCUGGGACCUCACCAAGCAGGGCAACGACACCAAGCUCGAAUACGUCGUCAAGAUCCACCUCAACGGCUCGCUCCCCACCUCGGUCGUCUCGAUGGUCGCCACCGAAACGCCCAUGUGCGUCGGCCGCGUUCGCGACGUCUACUACACCUACGGUCACCUGCCCUACGAUGCUGCUUGGGAGGAAGGCAGCAAGUCGGCCGGCAACUCUGUGCUCGUCUACUCCGAGUUCGAAGAUGGCGAUGGUACCGAGGCUACCUCGGGCGAGAAGAAGUGGACCAUCUGGUACCACGCAAACGGAGAGGACACGCUCAAGUUCAAGUUCGACAACAACAAGCUCUACACCAGCCUUCAUGUUGCUGUCGAGGGCGAUGCAGCGUCGGAUGUCACGGCUGAUGUCGAUCAGGCAGCCGGUGUCGUCACGGCAAGGGUAGCAGAGGGCGCAAAGGGGAAAGGCUUCUCGCUCGUCUUUACUCCCUAG